Molecule: messenger RNA, 5155 nt
Organism: Eleginops maclovinus (Patagonian blennie)
Lineage: Eukaryota; Metazoa; Chordata; Actinopteri; Perciformes; Eleginopidae
Product: desmoglein-2-like protein
Exons: 14
Coding region: 146-3457 (1103 amino acids)
Biological process (GO): homophilic cell-cell adhesion
Cellular component (GO): plasma membrane; desmosome
Molecular function (GO): calcium ion binding
Source: RefSeq, a predicted model, not a curated record
GGAGAGGGGAACCGCCUCUCGCUGUAAAAGUUCUUCCUCCCCUCCGGAGGGUCAAAGUCUGUACGAAACUCCGGACCACGGAUAGUCAAGUUGACACGAUUUCACUUCAAGGACAGGAUUAACGGAGUUUAUAUUUCUGAAGGCGAUGGAAACACUGCUGAAAUGCAGUAUUUGUAUUCUGCUGGUUUUCUUCCUGAAUGCUGUUCCUGUGGAAGCCAGAGGAAAAGGGCAAGAACUACGCAGACACAAAAGAGAAUGGAUCAUAGCUCCCAGACAGUUGAAGGAGAACCAUGAUUACACCGGCUUGCAGUAUAUUGCUAGAAUUCGCUCAGAUAAGGAGAACUACACAAAGAUAUUGUAUUACCUAUCAGGGCCUGGAGUUGACCAGCCCCCUGUUGGUUUUUUUGGUGUGGACCGUGACACUGGCUUUGUGAAAAUCUUUGAUUCUUUGGACCGAGAGAAGACCCCCUUUUUUCAUUUAAAAGGUGUGGCGAAAUACGCUGACGGGACCUUUGCUGAAAAGGAUAUUGACCUCAAUAUUACUGUUUUGGAUGAGAAUGACUGCCCACCAGUCAUCGAAGUACAACAAGUUGGAUAUGUCAAUGAAUCGAGUGCAGCAGGUACUGUUGUGAUGAAAGUAAUAGCUACUGAUGCUGAUCAGAAGAACACACUCCACUCCAGGAUAUUCUACAGCAUUGUGGAGCAGAGUAGCUCAGCUAGGAUGUUCCAGAUCAACUCUCAAACUGGGGAAGUCAUGGUUCGACAGAACACUCUGGAUAGGGAGAGACAAGAUACAUAUACAUUGACUAUAAGGGCUGCAGACAUGGAUGGACAAGCUGGAGGAAACAGUGCAAGUGGAGACAUUUCGAUCAAAAUUCUGGACAUAAAUGACAAUGUUCCAACCCUGGAAAAAGAAUCGUAUGAAGGGAGUGUGCGGGAGAAUACUUUCAAUGUGGAAGUGAUGAGGGUCAAAGCCAUUGACAUGGAUCUGAUUCACACUGCAAACUGGGAAGCUGUGUACAAAAUCAGUUCAGGAAAUGAGGCCGGCUAUUUCAGUAUCACUACUGAUUCUGAGACUAAUGAAGGAAUUAUCAUGAUUAAUAAGGCUUUGGACUAUGAGACGAUAAAGUCACUCAACUUGGAAUUGGCUGUUUCCAACAAAGCAGCAUACAGUUUUGGCAGUAGUUCCUCGUCUGGAUCUGUAAUCUCAAAAGCCUACCCCAUUCAAAUCAAUGUGAUCAAUGAGAAGGAAGGCCCCCGAUUCAAACCAAGUGUGAAAGUGGUGACUAUCUCUGAGGACCACUCUUCUGUCUCCAUCAACAAAAUCAUUGGCACCUAUGCUGCUAUUGAUAGUGAUACCCUAAAGACAGCCACCAACGUAAGGUAUGCUAAAAUCAAAGAUGAUGACAACUGGUUGAUUAUUGAUGGAAAGACAGCAGAUAUCCGGUUGAAUAAACUGCCUGACCGCGAGUCCACUUUCUUGAUCAAUGGAACAUAUUAUGCCAAAAUUAUAUGCAUCACUGAUGACAAUCCCUCAACAACAGCCACGGGGACCAUAGCGAUUCAGGUGCAGGACUUUAAUGAUCAUUGUCCAAAACUGACCACUACAAAGCAGACAAUGUGCCUUGAGGAUAAAGUGAUCUACGUCACGGCUGUAGACGAAGACGAGUUCCCCAAUUCUGCCCCUUUUGAGUUCACUGUGAUUGGGGGGAGCAGCAAGGGAAAAUGGACUGUGGAGAGUCUUAAUGAAACUACAUCUAUUCUGCGAGAUCAUGCCAACUUGUGGCCUGGCUCGUACAGAGUGGCGGUGGAGGUUAAAGACCAGCAGGCACAUGCAUGUGAUGAGGUUGAGAUGUUGGAUGUCGAUGUGUGCAGCUGCGACGACCAAACCAAAACCUGUAGGGAGCGCACUCUAAAGACUGCCGAUUUUGGAGCUUCUGGUAUCCUGCUUAUGCUCCUAGGCCUGCUGCUCCUGCUGUUGCUGCCCCUGCUGCUGCUGUUCUGCCUGUGUGGAGGUGCAGCAGCUAUUGGAGAUUUCAAGGCUAUUCCAUAUGAUACAAAACAACAACUCAUCUCAUAUCACACAGAGGGACAAGGAGAAGACAAGGAAGUUCCGCUUCUACUUGCACCAUUGGAACAUGGCGGAAACAAUGUGAAUAUCAAGGACAUUAACAACUUUGGGGAAAACAUGUACGAACAUGAAGUGAAUACUGGAGGAGGCUUAGGUUUAGGCUUAGGUUUAGGCUUAGGCUUAGGUGGUGGUCACACCUUGACAUCAGAGAACAUGCACAUGAACAUGUACAACCGUUAUAACGGAAUGGACUACGUUGAUGGCAGGAUGAUGACGGGACAAGACCAUAGUUUUUCUCGUUACGGGGCUGGGGCUUUUGAUGGAAUGGCUUUGUCUAACCAGUUCCUGGAGGAGUAUUAUUCAAGUAAAUACAACCAUGCUGCACAACAAUCCCAGGGGAAGGACGCUCUGCUGGUCUAUAACUUUGAGGGUCAGGGGUCCCUGGCAGGUUCUAUAGGUUGCUGCAGCCUUCUUGAGAAUGAAGAUGACCUUGCGUUCCUCAAUGACCUUGGGCCUAAAUUUAAAACCCUGGCUGAGGUUUGUCAUGGGUCAACCUUUGUGAGCGAGUCAGUGCAUGCAGGGGUUUCUAUCUCUCAACCCAGACCAGUAUCUCCUGUCUGGCCCUCGGCCUCCACACAUACACAUGUAAGCACUCACUCAGAAACAAUCAAGGAAAGGGACCACGUCAACAUUAACACUCUCAACACCUCUAAUUUAGCAUCUAAAUCCUCCACUAUUGUGCAGGAGGAGCGAGUCACUGAGAUAGCCCAGGGUUCAGCAUCUCUUCCCACAGUUCAUGUCCAAGACAAGAUAAUGAUUCCCAGUCAGCCUAUGCUCAUACAGCAGCCCACUAUGUACUAUGCCGCCACACCCAUGUAUGUAGUUGAGUCUAAUCCCCAAAUGAUGCUUGUGACAGGAGGAACCCAGCAGGCAGUGGCUCAAGUUGGACAAGUUGGGUUAGGUCAGGGGCUGGUACAGGUUGGUGGCCUGCAAGGUUCCCAGGGUAUGGUCCUUGUGGAUAGGCAAGUAGGAAUGGGUGGAAUGACAGGACAAUUAGUACAAGGCAUUUCACAAGGAACCCUCUCCAGGUCUGGACAAAUGAUGGUGGUGGACAGUGGCUCCUCAGGUGGACAGCAAGGUGCACAGAUAGCACAGGGCUUCAUUCAGACAGGACAUGGGUCUGCAGGACAGGGUUUGGAGGUUAGAGGACAAGGUUUGCAGUUUCAAAGUCAGAGAUUUUCUACAAAUUCUCGCGGCUCUACAGGGUCAAAUGAGGACGCUGCUCUGAAAGCCACACCCAGGGCACAGGGAAGCAAAAAAGUGGUUGUGCAACGUAAGAAGAUGACAGUCACUGAGAGAAAUAUUGAAUCGAAUACAGGAGCUUAGAGCAUCCCUUAUUUACAUUUUAAUAUACUAAACUAAACUGUAUAUGCACACACAUAGAUGGAUAAAUUGUGGUUGAUUUGGUAAAAGAAUAGUUUAAGCUACUUGACCAAAAGUGCAUUACUGUAUGUCCUAAUCUAGUAAUACUGUAACACUGAUGCUCAGUGUAGCUAACUUGGCAACAUGACAGUGCUAGCUAUAAAAUACAUUGAAUUUCCAUACUACAUCGCUUAGGAAAAUUGUAAUGAAAUUUGUUGCAUCCAUUUCUUGUCUGCUUUCUGCUAAAAUGUCUCUCUGUCAACAUUAGUGUAAAGUAUUGAAUUUGGACACAUCCUCUGACAUUGAGAGGCUCUGUUUUUUCUUCUAUAGUUUCACACUAGCAGAGGAAAAACCUUGGCAAGUGUGAUAACUUUCUUAACUUGGUCCCAAAAAUUACCAUUGAGGCACCUAAGAACAGCCAUAAAUGCAGUGUGUAUAUUUCAGGUGCAAAACUAAAUAGAGACAGUGCAGCAACUGCCAAGUAUAUGAAAUGGAACAGUGUUUAUGUAACAUUUAAACCUCUGACCUAAUCUUCAAACGUCUCCAAUAGCAGUUAAAUGUCACUGUCCAGGUAUAUGCUCCUCAAGUCUCACAAGGUUAUUAUGAAGGAUGCAGAUAUGUAGUUUUUAAAAUCCAAAUAUCCCAGCAUCUGACUCAUGUACAGUAAUUGGUAAAGUUAUACCAUGAUUACUAUGUACUCUGGGACAGUUAACUGUUUAACUUAUUUUUGAUGAGACAGAAUAAUAUAACAAGACAGAAAAUUAAAUCCAUAGAAUCCUAAACUCUAGUCUCUUACUGAAAGUUAAAUUACUAUAAUUAAACCGUAAGCUGUUAACAUUGAGCUGCACAAGUUCUGAGAGAGCCACUAAGGCAGAGAAAAACUAGGUUUUUGUAGCUGCUGAAAUUUUGCACAUUACAAUAUAUGCUUUGAACACUAGAUUCCGUCCUCUAAAAUCUCUAUUUUGAUCAUGUGUUGUAAUUCUAAAGAUGCUAUGGUUACAUUUUGUAAUAUUUUAGCUUAAGUCAUGCCUGAAAAGUCACUGACCUUUUUUAAAAAUUGUUAAAAUUAGUUAUACUAACAAAUAUACAAAAACAAUAUGGAUGGCCUCUGUUUGGGACAUACUGUAGAUAAAGGCUGUGCUUACUGUAGACCUGAGGAAAGUGUUUGAAUGAUGAAUGGCAAAAAAAAGAGUGCAGACUUCACAGACUAUAAACCAAAGAGAAUACUGCACAUAGUCUUUAUUUUAUUAUUGCACUACUUGUAUUAUUUCUACAGAACAUAUGUUGGUUUUCUAAAUUCUCUUUUUUCCAUAAGCACAAAAGAUUUUAAUGCCAAACCUUAACAAAAAUAAUGUGUAACUGAUGGACCUCUUUUAACAAAUGUAUAUUGUGCCAUACUUACUUAACUAAGACAGGCUUUUGAUUGUUUGUUUUGUUGUGUGCUGUUGUGUGUAAAGGGGAAAUGGUUUUCGGUUUGUAGUUAGGUAAAGUUAUCAUGAAUGAGCUUGCCAAGCACUGAAAACAUUUGGUUAAAUGACGCUGUUUGAUAUUGCUGCUUUUGCUAUAGUUUCAUAAAAGCAGUAUUGAUCAUGAUAACGGGAUGUUUCUUUUUUUUUAAAGCUUUGCACCUUUUGUCGUAAUAAAAUUGAAUUGAAAAAAGUU